Paramecium pentaurelia is the source of this 261-nucleotide messenger RNA. NCBI's taxonomy places the organism in Eukaryota, Ciliophora, Oligohymenophorea, Peniculida, Parameciidae. The record is from the annotation of a GenBank genome assembly.
AUGACUGAAUAAAAUUAAGAUAUCUCAUAGUAAUUAAUGCAAAAUAACAUAAAUGAUGAUAAAUUUUGGGAAUUAAAACCUUAAACUGAAGUUGAAACCUAGAUUUAAGAACAAUAACAAGAGUAAAUUCUUGAUUAAGUUUAAAUAAAUGAAGGAAACCCAAAAAAUCUACAAGGCUUUUGGGGAGUAUGCAUAUUUUAAUGCAUUGGAGAUUGUCUAGCAACUUUUUGUAUUGAAAUGAUCGCAAGAGGUUUAUGUUGA